GUUCUCCGAGUCGAACCUGGCUGACAGGUCCAAACUUUGCGUAUACUUUCAGAAACGCCCAUCUCUUCAGAUCACGGAAGCAGGAAAUGCUGGUUUCUGGUGCACCUGACGCAUUGUCAAACCAUCUAGUUAAAACAUAGCAGGGUGAAAUAAUUCGUUCAGCCAUCGGUCACCAUGUCAGAGAGAGAUGAGGAAACAUUCAAGUCUGUGGACUUGAAGCAGCAAAAUCAAAAGUCUCCAGUCUUGUCAGAGAAAGAUGAGGAAACAUUCGAGUCUGUGGACUUGAAGCAGCAAAAUCAAAAGUCUCCAGUCACAUCAGAGAAAGAAGUUGAAACAUUCAAGUCUGUGGACUUGGAGCAGCAAAAUCAAAAGUCACCGGUCACUAUGUCCGAGAGAGAAGAUGAAACAUUCAAGUCUGUGGACUUGAAGCAGCAAAAUCAAAAGUCUCCAGUCACUAUGUCAGAGAAAGACGAGGAAACAUUCAAUUCUGUGGACUUGAAGCCGCAAACUCAAAAGUCUCCAGAACCAGACAUCUAUCCUCAACAAUCUCCCAGUGAAACAGAAAAACCCAGCACACCUGCUUCAGAGGCCAAGGCAGAAACCACCCCCUCUCCACGUGUCUCAGCGGUCAAAUCUAAAUGGCAAACAUCUACACAACAGUUUAAAGUCAAGAAAUUUUUUGUCCUCAGGCCUGGAACAUUGGACCAUGGAAUUGAAGAUGUUAAAUCUCUGGUGGAUCCCACAGAAGAUGGUGCUGUCCAGAGUGUUUGGCUCAUGGCUGAGAUCGAUCAUUGGAACAAUGAGAAAGAGCGUUUGGUGCUCAUCACAGAGAACACCCUUCUCGUCUGCAAGUAUGACUUCAUCAUGCUUCACUGUGAGCAGAUCCAGAAGAUUCCACUCAACUUCAUCGACCGUAUCAGCCAUGGUACCUUCUGCUUUCCACCAAAUUCCCUCCUGAAGAGAGAAGGUGAGGGUGUGCGGGUGUUUUGGGAUAAACUCCGAGAGCCAUCUUUCACGUCUCGUUGGAAUCCUUUUUCUGUUGACUAUCCUUUCUGUUCAUUCACCUAUCACCCUGUCCGCGGUGCUAAUGAGCAGCUGGGUCACCUGUGUGAGAUUCAAAGCUUCAGGGAGGAGCUGACUUUAGCAGCGCAGAAAGCCCACAGCAAGAAUCCUGUACCUGGAAAAGCCAACGGUGUUCUUGUGCUGAAUCAACCCAUUCUAAUCGAAGCAUAUGUGGGUCUGAUGUCUGUCAUAGGCAACCAAAACAAGCUGGGCUAUUGCUUAGCACGAGGCAAUAUUGGUUUCUGAGGGCACUUUGAGUCUUCCAUUGAUGGUUUACACUAAGUAAUUCUCUUGCACCAGCUGAGCAUGUGUAAUUUAUAUUUGAAUUUAGUAUAUUUUAAAUAUACGGAAGGAUGUGUAAUUUCUGUUGUUAAAGGAGUAGUUAACUUUUCAAAAAACGUUUGCUGAUAAUUUACUCAC
Pimephales promelas (fathead minnow) is the source of this 1482-nucleotide messenger RNA. RefSeq names its product tumor protein p63 regulated 1 (gene tprg1). The record is from RefSeq and is a predicted model, not a curated record. Gene Ontology annotation, cellular component: cytoplasm. NCBI's taxonomy places the organism in Eukaryota, Metazoa, Chordata, Actinopteri, Cypriniformes, Leuciscidae.